ACCAAAUCAAAUUCCAUAUCAACUUCACACCUGUACGAGAAACAAAAAUCACUGACCAUAUUCAAGAUUUUCAGGGAGGCAAGAAGAGACACUUGUCAUGGUUAUGAACAAACUGGGUGUCCAGCACAGCACUAUAAAAUGCUGAGAAAUCUCCAUUUAUAUCUCCCAUGCAGGCUUUGUAUUGGAAAUCUUAAAGAAAAUUGUGCAGCUGUAGAAAGAUGGAUCACAGAGAGUUAAAGAAAGUAUUGGAUGAGUUAAGCGGAGGAAUUGCAGACGAAAAAGAAGCCAUUACUAGUACCUUGGAGGAUGAAAAGAAUGAAGAAGAAAGUGACAAACCUCCUUUGCAUCCAAAUGAGGCCCUCGAGCUCUUCUUAGACCGCAUACCUCUCUCUUCCAUUCCAGGCAUUCACAACGCUACAGUUCUGGAGAUCAAAUCAAAUGAUUCUAUCGAGGUUGCAAUUACAUGCCUAUACAAACAAAAUGUGAUGGGUGCACCAGUAUUAGAUGAGUCAGCAUCCAAUCAAAAUCCUCUUACAGAUCGAUACAUUGGGUUGGUUGAGUUUGCUGGCAUGGUUCUUUGGGUUCUUGAGAAGUUCAAACUAGCAGAAUCUGAAAUAAAAAGCAGAGGACUGGCAAUGAGUAGCAACAAAUCAAAUUUCAACAUCAGAACUUCAGACAAUACAGAUCAAACUAAUCCAGCACAUUAUAUUGAAGAAAUUGAGGAGGAAGGUUUCUUUUCUAUGCUGAAACGCCUUCCUAAUGUUGGGCGUGCAAAAGUUGGAGAGAUUGCAAGAUCAUUUAGAUGGGGACCUUUCCUUCCUGUUCGCUUGGAUGAUUCAUUAUUACAUGUCCUAUUACUUUUAUCAAAGCAUAGUCUAAAGGCAGUUCCCGUGGUUGACCCACCUGAUAUGCAUGUUAAAGGAUUCAUCACUCAGAAUGCAGCAGUGCAGAUCCUUCUUCAGUGUAGUGGAUUGGAGUGGUUUGAUAUGAUAGCACAAAAAACACUUUUUGACUUUGGAUUCCAUAAGGAGCAAACUUCUGGACAAAUUGUCCACCUAUAUGGAAACUACCAUGUAACUGAUGCCAUUGACUCUCUGUGGAAACAUCGGAUUAGUGCAGUUCCAGUUAUUGAUUGCAAAUCAAAAACAAUUCUCGGGCAUAUAAGAAACACAGACAUGCGUCUUUUGCUUGAUAAUCAGAGGACUUUUAUCCAAAGGAGGACCAUGACUAUUGAAGAAUUUCUGAAGAUAGAUGAUCAGCACACUGAAUCAAGCCCUUCUUCCACUAAUCCAAUGCAAACAGAUUUUGCUGCACUUUUAUCAGCUGGAGUUCUAAGGUUGAAGAAUGUUUCACUUCCAAAAAUGAUGGAUCCCCCAACAAGUCAAGUAACUGACACUUUAAAAAUGGUCAUGGAAAGUGUUGUCCAGGCAAAGAGUGAUCGGAGUUUUCUGAUUAAUGAGAACCAAGAACUUAUAGGUGUUGUAACACUGAGGGACAUAAUCAUUCAGUUUUCUCCUCCAUCUUUGAACCCUUCAAGCCAAUUCGGGGGAUUUUUCCAGUCAGUUCUAGAACAGACAGGAUCCACUAUGGAAGGUGGAACCAUUGUGUCUACCAGUUAGCUACUAUUGUGAACUCCAGAUUUUUUAACCGCAGUUGCACUGUGGUCACCAGAUUGUUUAUGCUAUAUCUAAUAGAGAUCUCUGGAUGGACAAAUAGACCAUGCCAACUGAGUUGUUAUACAUGGCAGGAUGCGCUUUGAAUCAGAUUUAAUAUUCAUGGCUUUCAGCUUUCUUACAUUUCUUAUUUAGUGGAGAUUUUGAUGUCUAUUGACAAAA
Molecule: messenger RNA, 1835 nt
Organism: Cryptomeria japonica (Japanese cedar)
Lineage: Eukaryota; Viridiplantae; Streptophyta; Pinopsida; Cupressales; Cupressaceae
Product: SNF1-related protein kinase regulatory subunit gamma-1
Exons: 7
Coding region: 219-1619 (466 amino acids)
Source: RefSeq, a predicted model, not a curated record